AGAGCAGCCCUCAGGCGGGUACGGGGAUGCUCCCAGCCAAGAUCGCCCAUGGAGAGGAAGAUGCCGCACGCAGGAGUGUGGGAAGCCGCCCAGAGGUGUCCGUCCCCCGGCAGAGGUGCGUCCGGUGCGCAGGACAUGAUGUCCAAAGGCUCUGCUUUGACUCUUCUGGCUCACAGUGUUACACAGCCCCACUGUGAAGCUGUGGCUACUUCACAAGGCCCUGCGCCAAUCCUCUGCAGAUCCGUGGUGAUACAACGCCCCGCUGUGGCUGUGUCAGGUCGUGAUACGACAAAGCCGUGCUGAGACGCUUUCAGAGGCAUGGUGUUACAAUGCCAACCUAUUUGCCAGCAGAGCCUGCUGGGUGCUCUUCCACCGACGUCUGUGCUCAUGACCCACUCUGCCAUAGGUCAGUGAUGCCCAUGAAGUGCUGGGCUGUGAGUAACCCAGCACCUGUGACUGUGCAGCAGCAUUUGGCCAGCUGUACCAGACACGUCCUCUGUACACAGAGCGGAUCAGCCUGAGAAAACACUUGGGAAGAAAACUUUGGCAGUGGUUGUAACCCUGCAAUCUGUGGGGUUUGUGGGGUUGAGAGUGCUGUGCCCUGGGCAGGAAAUUCUUUAGAUCAGUAUUUGCCCUCUCACCUGUUGGGACACCAUGGCCCCUUUGAGGCAGCCGAGGGCAAACCGAGCUGAUCAAUACAUGGCUCCAAUCAGGCUGAUUGAUAGGCCUUUAAACUGGAUUUGAAGGGGGAAAGGGACAAAAGCAGGCCCACCGGUGGUAAGCUAUGGGACUGCAUGCCAAUUUUUGAGGAACUGCACGGUAGUGAGGCCCUUCAGUCUGCCCCACAAGGGGCUGAGUUUAAUGAAAGACAUCUGAAGCAUUUCUAUUCAUACACAUGCCCUAGAAGGAAGCAGUGUCGAAAACAGCUGGUCAGUAUUCAAGAAUCACUUCCUCCAAGCUCAAGAUCGGUGCAUCCCUAUGAGCAAGAAGGCAAGCAAAGGGGGCAGGAGGCCUGCAUGGGCCAGCAGGGAGCUCCUGGCGAAGCUCAGACAGAAGGAAGUUUACAGCGUGUGGAAAAAGGGACAGGCCACUUGGGAGGAAUAUAGGGACACUGCCAGAGUAUGCAGGGAUGUGAUAAGGAAGGCCAAGGCCCAGCUGGAAUUGGAUCUGCCAAGGGAUAUCAAGGACAACAAGAAAGGCUUCAAAUACAUCAGUAGGAAAAGGAAGACUGGGGAAAAUGUCAGCCCGCUGCUGAAUGGGGCAGGUGCCCUGGUGACAAAGGAUGUGGAGAAGGCAGAGCUACUGAAUGCUUUUUUUGCUUCAGUGUUUACUGCUAAGAUCAGCCCUCAGGAAUCUCAGACCCAAGAGACAAAGAGAGGAAGUCCAGAGAAAGGAGGACUUUGUCUUGGUCAAAGAGGAUCGGAUCAGAGAUCAGCUAAGCAAACUUGACAUCCACAAUGAUGGGGAAAUCCCUGAUGACCGGAAAAAAGCAAAUGCUAUUCCCAUCUUCAAGGAGGGAAGUGACUGUAAAAAGGCCUAACCCUGACAUUGAGGACACUGGUCCAUGGGUGAACCUCUGCACAGGGAGCACCACCAUGCCAGGAUCCUUCACAAGCCAGCCUUCUUUGCUGCACCUCCUUAUCCAGAGCACUGCUCGCAUUACUGCCACUUCCCGUGGCCUACUGAACCCCGCAUUAGGUGUUUCUCGAUUGCACAGAGCAGAGUCCAGCCUGCCUGCACACAGGCACCACCAGGGACAAUGGCUUCAUGCCUGGCAUGGCACCUAGGUUUCUAUUUCCUAUUUCUAUUAAGAUGUACGAUGUGGUAGCAAAACACAUCGCACCGUUACUUGGCUCCUGGCUUUAUGUCCCAUUCCCAUCAGAAGGUUCAUAACUUACUGCAGGGCAGUGUAACCAUACUGGCGUCUCAGCUAGAGAAAAGACAUCAAUGUACCUGUAGCUCACUAGUGCAGGAGAAUAUUGGAGAGGUCAAGCUUGGAGGUAGCCUGGGCUGCAGUGAUCAUAGUAGUACAGAACAGGUAGUACAGGACAGGUAAAAGUAUAGUCAAGACUAUAAAACCCAGAAAGGUAAAUGUUUGGCUGUUUAGGGUUUGAGUGUGUGGGAUCCUUUGGGAAAUUGCCCUCAGAGAUAAAAGAGCAAAUGAUAGCUGGGAGAUAUUUAAUGACGUUUUUCUUAAGGUACAAGAGCUCUCGAUUCUGACAUGCAAGAAGUUGGACAGGGGAGGCAGGAGACUAGCUUGGCUAAGUCAAGAGCUCUUAGCCAAGCUGAAACACAAAACCAAAAUGAAUAGGCAGUGGAAGCAGGGAUGUUCCCCUGAUAAUGUUAAAGGGACAUGGCCCAGAAGAGCAGAGAGGGGAUCAGGAAAGCUGAGGAACAGCUGCAGGUGAAUUUGGCUAGAGAUAUAAAAAAUAACAAGAAGGGUUUCUUUAACUACAUAGGACAACAAAGGAAGAUAAAAGAAACUGUACCCUCCAUGAUGAGUGAAAUGGGAGGCCUGUCUACAACUGAGACGGAGAAGGCUGAGGUACUCAACAACUUUUUUGCCUCACUCUUCACCAGCAAGUGCUCUAGCCAAACUGCUCAAUAUUCACAGAGAGCAUCGAGGUUGUUUGGCAUGGAGAAGAGAAGGCUCUGGGGAGACCUUAGAGCGGCCUUCCUGUAACCAAAGGGAGCCUAAAGGAAAGAUCGGGACAGACAGUAGGAGGGCACCCCGGAAACCUGUAAAAACAGGGCCCAAGGGGACUGAGAAGCUCUCAUUAGUAGUCCAGGUCUGCUUAUUAGAGAAUAAGAGAAAAUAAAUAUCCAUGUACUAUUUCCAUGUUUCUGGAUAAGAUUGAAAGCCACAGAGAAAUAGAUUUGUUGCACUGAAGCCUUUAUCUUUAAUGACAAUCCCUGUAAUGUGCGUGUUUUAAUUAGGUGAUGACACUGUAUAUCUGCUGAUACUCAGGCACACCCUGUGUUCAUGUGCUCCAGAGCAUUGAUCCCCUCUCAGUAUUGGAGUCUCCAGAAGAACUGCGUGCUCAGCAAUCAAUUCAGAACUGACUGGCCGCUAAUCAGUGCAAGAGAUCAAUUUCUUUAAUUGUUUAUUAAUUUGCCUGCUUCCAAAUCAUAGAAUCAUAGAAUCAUUAAGGUUGGAAAAGACCUCCAAGAUCAUCUUUCCCCAUACAUUCCCCAUAUGGAGACUUAGUUUUGGUUGCUGUGUUAGAGCUAAGACCAGACUUUCCUAUUUAUGUGCUGUAGGCCGCAAUGAUUUUCCUGCCUGUCUUGGCCAGUUUCUGAAAGUGGGAGAGAGUCAUAAACACCAGUAUUUGUCUGGGUGUGACUGUCCUGCUCUGCCAAGGAGUAGAUAACUGGUAGUCCACUGAAGGUUUAUUGUAUGCCUAUAAGGAGUUUAGGUUAAUGGAUUACCAAGCCAGUGCUGUGUAAAGGCUUUAUAAAGCUUAUUUUUUUUGCACUGGGGAGAUAGAGCUCUGACAACUAGAGCAAAUCUGAGAGACACAAAGGAAGGACAGUGAAAUACCAAAGCAAGAGAAAAGAAAAUAUAUUCAGGUUAGGAGAGGCUACACUUUGCAGGUGCUAUGAAAGGCUUUCUUUCCUUUACAGUCCUUAUACUCCUUUCACUGGUACACAGCUCCCAGGGAGUCUAUGUCCAGGAUGGCGACUUGAAAUUCUCCCUUGAAUCUGUGAAGAAGCUAAAGGAGCUCAUGGAUGAGAACAGAAGCAUUAACCCUCGCAUGGUGGCUUCAAAGACUACCUAUUCUCCAUGCAAAGAAAAAGAUCUUCCUGAGGAGUUCCAAGCUGUGUGUAAAAGAGAAGAUGCACCCAUGAUUUUCGAGAGGCUGAGCACAGCUGUCAGAGAAGCUGAUUUGUGUGAAAUCUGUGCCAAUGCUGCCUGCUCUGGUUGCUUUUGAAAAAGGAUGAAGCAAUCUGAAGAAGAUGUGCCAAGUUUGUGCAUUUGUGUUGCAAGAUCACAUACCCUCAAAAAUCAAUAUUUAGUCUCCAUCUCCACUGUAGUCAAACUGAAACUAUUGCCUCAUGUAGACAUGCUAGGGGGAAUAUUGAAGUAGUUAGAUCAGAUAACACCAACAGGGCAGUUUUGGCAACAAGAAGACAAAGCCUUAUCUGAGAUGCUGAGGAACCAUCGGCUCACACUGAGUGGUGCCCUUUCUUGAGCUGACUGCUCUCCCUGAGCUGUGCCUCUGUCUACAUGAGCUGUGUCAUGCUUGACUGGAGUGAAAAUUUCCUGGGUUCAUUGUUUUGGCUUCCACUAUUUUAUCUGGAUUGGAACAUGAUGGGUCAAACUGAGUAGUCUUCUCUAGCCCUUUUAAUGUCUAAAUCUACCUGUGACCUGCCUUCCCCUACACACAUACACCUAGUGGCCAAGGUUUAUAAUCUUUUCCAGCAUAUACUAUCCAAUUGGUUGGAUAAGUGCCUGUAGGUCUGCAUGUGGUAUGUGUAUGUUUGUAACAGAACUGUAACAUGCAAAUUGGGGACAAGUUAUAAGUGUUUAGCUACACUUUCACACCCAGAAAAUUCUCCAUCUGUUACUUGUACUAAUAGUUUAUUGCCAAUUUAUGGAAUAGAAGUGGACAAACACUGUAGCUAGUAACGUUUUCCUCAUAGUUGUAUAGAAGUUCCCUUCUUUCAAUGGAUUUUCCUGUUCGUUAAGCUCUAUUUAGGAGACAGGAAGUCCAAACUGCAAUGUUGGCAGCACUUUGAAAGAAAAAUAUUGACUUGAUGGGAUUUAUGUUUUUGUCAUUUUGUUUUGUUGUGUGGUGUUUGUGUUUUUGGUGGCAAUAUUGUGAAGAAAGGGUCUGCCCAUGUUUAUAUGCUACUGUACAUGAAAUAAAAGCUCGUGACA
This is a messenger RNA of Cygnus olor (mute swan), 4882 nucleotides long. Its product is annotated as guanylin-like. The transcript is spliced from 5 exons. Gene Ontology annotation, cellular component: extracellular region. NCBI's taxonomy places the organism in Eukaryota, Metazoa, Chordata, Aves, Anseriformes, Anatidae. The record is from RefSeq and is a predicted model, not a curated record. Bases 3600 to 3932 code for a protein of 110 amino acids. Gene Ontology annotation, molecular function: guanylate cyclase activator activity.